Babesia bigemina is the source of this 678-nucleotide messenger RNA. RefSeq lists its product as hypothetical. Gene Ontology annotation, biological process: mRNA processing. The transcript is spliced from 4 exons. Lineage: Eukaryota; Apicomplexa; Aconoidasida; Piroplasmida; Babesiidae. The record is from RefSeq and is a predicted model, not a curated record. Bases 1 to 678 code for a protein of 225 amino acids. Gene Ontology annotation, cellular component: catalytic step 2 spliceosome; Prp19 complex; precatalytic spliceosome.
AUGGCGGCAUCUCGCUCGCAGUCCGCCGACGCGGAAGCGCCGCUAUACAGGAACAACCGCUACCACGGGCUGGUCGACAGUCUCGCUUUCGUCGACGCGGUGCCGGUGGAGCUCGAGGGCCACAUCCGCGAGCUCGUGGAUGCUGAGAAGCGCGCGAUUCUGGAGGAAUUUGGCGGCGACGAGCAGUCGCUUUUGGAGAGCUACAUCAAGCCGCUCGGUCCCGCUCCGGACCACUCGGGAUCAGGGCACCUUUACCAUGCAGAGGUGGAGCGCAGGUCACGUGGCGAAGCGCUGCAAGCGAUCGACGUGGAGCGCUACGCGGGCUACGAGCACGUGAAGGACGUUGAGGAGCGCCUGGACCACGUGCAUAUUCUGAGCGAGUACGCGCAGGGAGCGCACCUGAACCUGGAGCUGAUGGACCGCUACAAGGAGGCUGCGUGGCUGAGCCACCUGGACAACCUGGUGUCCAUGCAGUCGAGCAUGUCCCGCGAGAAGUCCCGCCUCGAGUCCGCCAUCGAGCAGCUCAACAAGGAGCGGAAGGUCAGCAACGUGGAGUGGGCCAGCCGUCUGCGCGCGCUGAGCCAGGAGCAGGAGGAUUACCAUGCGCGGAACCUGCAGCUGCUUGCGGCCAUCGAGAAGCUACAGAACAGCCGCCAAAGCUCCGCCACCGAACAGUAG